AAAAAAAAUUGCUUUGUUUUCUUGCUUCAAAACUGUUAAUUUCUAUCUCUAUUUGCUCUAGUUGUUAUAAAUUUUACCUUAAUUUUUUCAUCCUGUAUCAAUGCAUUGUAUGUGUUUGAUAAAUAGUCUCAAAGAAGAAAAUAAUUUUCUUAUUGAUAUGUUUAUGAUGACUGUUCUAUUAUUAUUGACAUGUUUAUUUUUUUUUUCUCUCCUGUUGUUCUGUUUUGAGCAAUGAGUGUAUUGUUUUUGUUUAAAGUUACUUGGUGUGAGUUUAAAGUAAUUGAACUUGAAUUUUUUUUGGUAAGUAAUUGAACUUGAAUGAAAUAAUGUAAGAAAAGCAACUUACAACUUCAACCCAUUGUUGCAUUACUAAUUUUUAUGCAUUUUUAUUCUUAGAUAAACCUUUUUCAACAUUUACAAAAAAGAGUUACAUUUAGCACAAAGUAACAGAACUUCUUCUAGUAUUUUUUUUUUCUGUUAUCAUUUUCAUAUGCACAGAACAAGGAUAUUGGUGUCAGUUUGAUCAAGUUCCUUAUGUAUAGUUUGUUUCAUUUUUUUAUCAUACUUUUGUGUAUAUAGUAUUAUGGACUCAUUUAAGAGGAAAGUUUAUGCUAACCCCCCAUCAACUAACAAUGAGGGUCAAAGUUCCAAAGCCAGUUGGAGGGAUAUUAAAGCCACUGAGUACUUUGUGAAGGCAUGUUUGGAUCAAGUUACCAAACGUCAACGAAAUGGUACUUGUUUUACCAAGAAAGGAUGGCAAGGUAAUGUUUCCCAAUUUGAUGAACAAAGUGGACUGAAUUAUGAUAAUGUACAAUUGAAGAAUAGGUAUGAUAGCUUGAGAAAGGAAUGGAAAGUAUGGUAUAACUUGUUUGGAAAAGUUACCGGAUUAGGAUGGAAUUUUGAGAAGAACACCGUUGAUGCAUCCGAUGAGUGGUGGGAGAAGAAAGAAUUGGUUAUGAAUAUGCAGGAAAAUCCUCAAUAUGCAAAGUUUAGAGACAAGGGACUUCCAUUUGCUCACCAACUAACCACACUUUUCAAGGAUGUAGUGGCUAAUGGAGAGCAUGCUUGGGCACCAUCAAGUGGUGUAUUACCUAAUGAGAACUUGGGUAAUGAUGAUAUUAAUGUUGGCUUGGAUGAUGCAGAAGGUUCGGGUGAUAGUGAAGAUGCAAGCAUUGGAGCAGCAACUGGUUUUGGAAAUAUUAACUUGAAUACAUCACAAGGAGCUGUUAGUCAAAGUAGUGGACAAAAGAGAAAGAGAGUUAUUGGGGCUGAACAGAAAGGAAAGAAAAAAGCCAUCCUUCAACGUCAAUAGCUGAGGCUGUUAAUGUGAUUGCGGAGACUUGCAAGUCGCGAAAUGAGGCUAUAAGUAAUGCAUCUAUUGGUGAGGUGAUGGCUGAGAUUCAAACCAUAGAGGCAGUUACUUCUGAUUUAGAGUUUCAUACAAUGUGUUGUAACCUAAUGAUGUUUAAGCCAGCUAGGGAGAUGUUUGUAUCACUGCUGGGUUUUGAGGAAAGAAGGUUGAUUUGGCUCAAAUUUGCAUCAUUCAACCCUACUCUAUUCAUGAGGCCGUGAUUUGGAAAAAAAUUGGCUCAAGAAUUGGCUUAUGAUGUGUCUUGGACUUAGCUUAUGCUUUUGGACUUAGUUUAUGUAUUUGGUUUCUUAGUUUAUGUAUUUGGUUGCUUAGUUUGUGUUUAGAUCUUUAUUAUGUCGCACUAUGUGUUAGGAUUUCCCUUUAUAAAUUCCGUAUUAAGAACUCAAGUAGUAUGGUGAUAUAAAACCUAUCUAUUAUGCCUUGUGAAUUUGAAUGAAGUGAAUUUGUUA
Messenger RNA from Medicago truncatula (barrel medic), 1821 nucleotides. RefSeq names its product L10-interacting MYB domain-containing protein-like. The record is from RefSeq and is a predicted model, not a curated record. The transcript is spliced from 2 exons. The coding region runs from base 584 to 1312 and encodes 242 amino acids. NCBI's taxonomy places the organism in Eukaryota, Viridiplantae, Streptophyta, Magnoliopsida, Fabales, Fabaceae.